Messenger RNA from Psylliodes chrysocephalus, 1398 nucleotides. The record is from the annotation of a GenBank genome assembly. NCBI's taxonomy places the organism in Eukaryota, Metazoa, Arthropoda, Insecta, Coleoptera, Chrysomelidae.
CGUCAAUCCAAUAAAAGUUGUGGUAGGUAUUGACUUUUCAUUUUAUUUAUCUUGAAGAUGACCAUAUUUGAGAGUUUAAAAUCCAUUUAUCGAUUGAAGAAGUUUUUUACAUGUUUUACCAAAUAGGCAAUAUCCGGUAUUCAAUAAAAGUUUAGUGGAAAUGUGGAAAAUAAACUCAUUGGCAAUAGAAGAUGAAACAGAAAAUAAUGUCUGACCGCAAGUGGGUCACCGACCCAGACGAUUACAUCUGCACGCUGUCACCUGAGACCCAGAAGAUCGCCGAGGAGGAGCUGCGCGAAGACGAAAGUUCUCGUCGAUCAGCGCUGGCCUCCAUGCGAGAAUGGAUCAUGCAGAAUCCCAAAAUAAGGAAUUGUAGAAUGGAUUCGAAAUUCCUGUUGCGAUUUUUGCGUUUCAAAAAAUUCCACGUAACACUCGCACAAGAAUGCAUCGAACGCUACAUCCUCUUGCGGCAGACAUUCGGAGUCGCCUUUAACUGCUUGGACAUCACGAUACCAAUGAUGCAACAGCUUACCGAAUUGGGAUACAUGUUCGCUUGUCCAAAAAGAGACAGCAAGGGAAGGAGGGUAAUAGUAACUAGGCCUGGCGUAUUCGAUCUAUAUUCGUUUACCAACGCGGACAUGUGUCGAAUCCAUGGUAUCGUGUAUGAAACUUUGAUGGAAGACGAAGAAAAUCAAGUUAGGGGAUUUGUACACUUUGCCGAUGGACAAGGAGUGGGAUUCCCCUACCUAACUUUAUUCUCCAUCAAGGAAGCCGUGCGUAUAGUUAAAAACGGAGAGAGAACACUUCCGAUGAGACAUAAGGAGGUCCAUGGUAUGCACGUUAAUCCCUCGAUGAAAUUCGCCCUCGACUUCGGCAUGUCCUUAAUUUCAGAAAAGAUUAGAAGCAGAGUAAGACUAUACAGCAAUUUGCAGGAAGUAAUUUCAAGCGGACAUGUGGAAGUUGAUGUUCUACCCAAAGAAUAUGGUGGUGAAAUGCCAAUGAGGGAAAUGAUAGAACUGUGGAAAAAAGAACUAGCUGACGCCCAUCCCAUUUUAAUGUCACACGAUAAGAUGGAAGUCGAGGAAACCUUAUUCAGUGCCAAGGCCAAAGAGGGCGCUGUUUCCGCAUUGAAAAGAAACGUGACCUCCUGUGGAUCAGAAGGCGACUCCUUGUCUGGUAUUACAGGCAACUUCAGAAGAUUAGAAGUAGAUUAGGAAUAUUAGAAUUCAGUUGAUAGACUUUGUAGAUUUAGGACCAAUUUUGUGGUGGAUUAGUAUUAGUUUCAUUUAUUUUUUUACUUUUCAUUUUCAUUCAAACAUCUACUCAUAAAAAUUGUUAAGUAUUAUUUUGUUACUUUAAUUGCAUUAUAUGCCAUUACAAAUAUAUACCUGAGAUAUU